AUGGCCGCUUGCGUCUCGGACACGUCUCGGACCCUAUCGUGCCGAGACGGGCACGCAGCCUCGCAGCUGAAGCUAAUUUCGAUAAUCGUCAUCUUCAUCACGAGCGUCGUCGGAAUUUCGUCGCCGGUCCUCCUGUCCCGCUACUUCCAGGGAAAGCCCGCAUACGACAAAACCACGCUCCUGAUCAAGUGCUUCGCGGCAGGGGUCAUACUCUCAACCUCCCUCGUCCACGUGCUCCCCGACGCCUUCAGCGCGCUCUCCGACUGCCGCGUGUCCUCCCACCACCCCUGGAAAGACUACCCCUUCUCGGGCCUCGUCACCAUGAUAGGAGCCCUGACGGCGCUCCUCGUCGACCUCACGGCGACCUCCCACAUGGAAUCGCAGCCCGGCGGCGGCCACAGCGGCGGCCACCACGGGCAAUACGAGGUCGUUCCGAUGGGGGCGAAGGAGGAAUUGGGGGGGAAGAGUAGUAAUAGUAGUAAAUUGGCGAUGGAUGUGGAGUCGGUGGCGGGGGGUGCGGAGAGCAAUAGCGGUAGGGUAAGUGAGGAAACGUUGGUGAGGCUGAAGCAGAGGCUUGUGUCUCAGGUGUUGGAGAUUGGGAUUAUUUUCCACUCGGUGAUUAUUGGGGUCACUUUGGGGAUGUCACAAAAUCAGUGCACCAUUAGGCCUUUGGUUGCUGCGCUUGCGUUUCACCAGAUCUUCGAAGGCAUGGGUCUUGGGGGCUGCAUUGCUCAGGCAGGUUUUAAGUUGGGAACAACAGCCUACAUGUGCUUCAUGUUUGCUGUGACAACACCAAUGGGGAUAGUGUUGGGGAUGAUCUUAUUCUCAGUGACAGGUUAUGACGACAGUAACCCUAAUGCCCUAAUCUUGGAGGGCUUGUUGGGCUCCUUGUCCUCUGGUGUACUUAUCUACAUGGCUCUCGUGGAUCUUAUAGCCCUUGAUUUCUUCCACAACAAGAUGAUGAGCUCUGAUUCAUGGCUGCGAAAAAUAUCAUUCAUUGCUCUUGUUCUCGGCUCUAUCUCUAUGUCCAUCCUCGCCCUUUGGGCCUAA
Messenger RNA from Prunus armeniaca (apricot), 1050 nucleotides. The record is from the annotation of a GenBank genome assembly. Lineage: Eukaryota; Viridiplantae; Streptophyta; Magnoliopsida; Rosales; Rosaceae.